AAUCAGCGUCGAGAACAGUGUGACUUGUAGAUAAACACCACAAUUAUGGAACCAGCUAUGAAUUAACAUCAGUUCCAUUAGUCUACAAUUAUUAUGCAACAAAAAACUACAUUAAUUGGUUGUUUCGCAUUAUAAGUUCUAAUCAGUCAGGUCAGGUCAGGUCAGGUCAGGUCAGGUCAGGAAACAAUGAUCGAAACGAAAAAAAUUCCGCCCGAUGGGGGCUACGGCUGGGUGAUCGUCUGUGCCAACGCAUUAAGCAACUUCAUCGUCAUCCCGCUGAUUCAUUGCUUCGGCCUCAUUUUCAAGGACACAUUCGUCGAACUUGGCUUAUCAGCGACUCAGGGAUCCCUAAUUAUUAAUCUAAAUGUGGCCUUUGGGAUGAUCAUGGGUUUGGUUAAUGGGGUGCUGUUGAAGAUUUAUGGAUGCCGGAAAGGCGCGCUUUUCGGGACGCUGCUGCUCACCGGAGGCGUCGUACUUACAGCAUACUCCAAAACUUUUACGCACUUUGUUAUCGCUUAUGGGUUGAUAACGUCUUUGGGGAUGGGGAUGGUCGAAUCAGCUACCUGUCUCGCUAUUAACAUGUACUUUAGAGCUAAGAGAAGCUACGCUAUGGGGUUGGCCGUUACUAUUACGGGUUUCGGUCCCAUUCUUAUCCCCCAACUCAUCAGUUUUUUAAUGCAACACUACACCCCCUCUGGCGUGACCUUGAUUUUCGCGGGUGUGUGCGCCCACGUGUUUAUAGGGGCCGUUUUGCUGCAACCAGUCGAGCGUCACAUGAUCAUAGACAAAACACAACCUCAAGACGAACAAAGCGAGCUUUUAACCGAACAAACGAAGACACAAACUCAGGAAGACAAAGACCCCUUGUUUAAAAGACUGCUGAAAACUAUUGCCAAAACGUUCGACUUGGAUCUUUUCAAAGAUCCGAUUUUUGUAAACAUAAUGAUGGGCAUGGCUUUAGCGAUUUUCGCUGAGCUUAACUUUACCGUGCUCACCCCUUUCAUUCUAAGCGAUUUUGGGUUGGACACGUCACAGAUUGCCACGUUUUUGUCGACGCUAGGUGUCGCGGACAUCAUUUUCAGGUUUUUCGCACCGUAUAUAGGCAACUAUUUCACCAAGCCGCCGCGAAUAAUGUAUGCGUAUAGUUUGAUCCUUCUCAUCGUGACACGAUUCACGUUCCUACUAUCGCGGAAUUUCUACGCCUUGUUGGUAAUCGCGCUGGGUUUGGGUAUUGCUAAAGGCAUCCGUAAGGUGUACAUGCAGCUGGUGAUCCCCGCCCAUGUACCCAUCGAAAAACUGGCCAAUGCUAGCGGCAUGGAAAUGAUGAUGAACGGGUUCUGUAUAAUCAUUGGUGGACCUACGUUGGGUGUCGUUCGUGACGUCACGGGUAGCUACUCCUUAUGCGUCAUUCUCAUGAACUGCGUGACCUUCACUACUAUCCUGAUGUGGACAAUAGAGGCUAUUAUAGUCAAGUGUAGGAGAAAGAACAAAGGGAGUAUAGAAGAGGCGACUUAAAUAAAAUCUAUUUUUUAUAAAAUUAUACAAUAAAAAAUUAAAUACA
This is a messenger RNA of Zophobas morio, 1561 nucleotides long. RefSeq names its product monocarboxylate transporter 13-like. Gene Ontology annotation, molecular function: monocarboxylic acid transmembrane transporter activity. Gene Ontology annotation, biological process: transmembrane transport. The record is from RefSeq and is a predicted model, not a curated record. NCBI's taxonomy places the organism in Eukaryota, Metazoa, Arthropoda, Insecta, Coleoptera, Tenebrionidae. Gene Ontology annotation, cellular component: membrane. The coding region runs from base 187 to 1515 and encodes 442 amino acids. The transcript has 4 exons.